CAUUAAGCAGGAAGAAGUCUACAGUAAAAGACAGCCAGAUGCAAUCCGCAUCAACACACCCAAAUCUGCCCGUAUGAGACUGUUUUUAUGGUGUUUGAGCUUUAUUAGAGAAUAAUACUUUGGGGUGGAACUGAUGUCCAUGAAGCUGUUAUCUUGAAACUAACCGGUGAAACAAGGAUUAAAGAUUUGGAAAGAUGGAUGACAUAGAUGCCAUGUUCAGCGACCUGCUGGGGGAGAUGGACCUCCUCACUCAGAGUCUGGAAACAGCACCAUCUGAGCCCGAGCCUCUCCCCAGCACCAACAAAGAUGUCAACUUCUCCAUCGGCUUCACUGACCUUAAUGAGUCCCUCCAUGAACUGGAAGACACCGAUUUGGAUGCACUCAUGGCUGAUUUGGUGGCCGACCUUAAUGCAACGGAAGAGAAACUUGCAGCAGAGAUGCAAGGUCUGAAGGUGCCAUCACCACCUCCACCAGACCUGCAGCCACCACCUACAGACCCAAGCCCCCGCCCUGUGUCCUCUCUCGCAUCCCCGACAUCACCAGCGAGCAGCACCAGCAGCAAUGUUAGCACCCCGGCCUCCUCCGCCACCUCCCCUUUACCACCUCCGCCUCCUCAAUCUAAAAAGCCUACAAUGGAGGAACUCGAGGCGCAGAUGAAAGCAGACAAAAUCAAACUCGCUCUUGAGAAGCUCAAGGAGGCCAAAGUGAAAAAGUUGGUGGUUAAGGUGUUGAUGAAUGAUGGAAGCUCCAAGACUUUGAUGGUGGACGAGAGGCAGAAUGUGAGGGAAGUUUUGGACAAUCUGUUUGAGAAGACGCACUGUGACUGCAAUGUGGACUGGAGCCUCUGUGAGACCAACCCGGACCUGCAACUUGAACGGACGUUUGAAGAUCACGAGAACCUCGUGGAGCCUCUCCUAGCAUGGAUGAGGGACAGCGAGAACAAAAUCCUCUUUCAGGAGCGGAAGGAAAAGUACGAGGUUUUCAAAAACCCACAGAACUUUUAUCUCUGGAAGAAGGAUAAGAAAGCUCUCAAAGACAUAAAAGACAAAGACAAGGAGUUAUUAAUACAGGAGAACUUCUGCGGCACUUCCAUCAUCGUGCCCGAUCUCGAGGGGGUGAUGCACCUCAAAGAAGAUGGCAAGAAGUCCUGGAAACCAAGGCUCUUUCAGCUGAGGGCCUCUGGGAUUUAUUACGUGCCCAAAGGGAAAACCAAGUCGUCCCGUGACCUCGUCUGCUUUGUCCAGUUUGACAACGUGAACGUCUACUUUGGCAAAGACUUUAAGAGCAAAUAUAAAGCCCCGACCGACUUCUGCUUUAUUCUGAAGCAUCCUCAGAUCCAAAAAGAGUCUCAGUACAUCAAGUACCUCUGCUGCGAUGAUGCUCAUUUCAUGAACCUUUGGGUAACCGGAAUACGGAUUGCAAAGUAUGGUGCGUCACUGUAUGAAAACUAUAAAACAGCAGAGAAGAAGGCAGCUGUGAGCUCUGUGUGGACGAACCGCAGCACGCCAUCGAGCUCCAAUCAAUCAACGCCCUCACCAACUAUCAAAGCCAAAUCACCGAGCCAGGCCAACGGUCACGCUCCCAAGCCCCAACCAGGACUCAUCUCUCAGGACUUUGGAAAUGUUCCACCUCCACCCCCACCCCCACCAAUGGCUGAGAUCCUUCCUCCACCGCCUCCAGACCCAGUCCUCCCUCCUCCACCGCCUGCAGACUCAGUCCUCCCUCCUCCACCACCUCCUAUGGCAGCAAAGAGUUCUUCAAGACCUCUUCCCCCCCAGCGACACCUGCCAACCAACUUCCCUCCACCUCCACCUGCAAUGGACAGCCUUCCUCCUCCACCGCCGCCCCCACCAAAUGAUGAUACCUUAGAGGCCCCGCCAGACUUCCUUCCACCCCCCCCUCCAGCCACUGGCUUUGGUUCACUGCCACCUCCUCCGCCUAUGAACUCCCUACCACCGCCGCCUCCCCCAGCAAGUGUCAGGGGUGUGGACCAGUCUCUGCCUCCUCCACCACCAGAUCCAGGGUUUCUACCACCACCUCCACCUCAGCCAGUGUUUACAGGGGCUGGAGUACCCCCUCCCCCUCCACCACCUCCUCCUCCACCUUCAUCUGCUGCCGCUCCCCCUGCCCCAAGAGUAGCAGUGCGACCCUCUGGCUCCUUGAAGAAGGUGCCUCCUGCUCCGCCGAAGAGAACUACACCAUCACUGCACGGAGGAGGUGAUGGUGGAGACUUCAUGUCAGAACUGAUGCUGGCCAUGAACAAGAAACGCGGUAAUCAGUAGCACGACGACCAACUUCACUCUUAAUUAGCCUCGUCUUGAUUUCAGCAAAACAGCUAAUUUUUUUCCCAAACAAUACCAAACAUAAACUUUUUCUCUUGAAGAAAACAGACAGUGAUGCUUUUUCCUAACAGCUCAUCCAAAACAUUAUUUUGCAUGAGUUGAGUACAGGGUAAUUAAUCUUAGUUUUUUUUUUUUUUUUUUUUUUUUUUUU
Messenger RNA from Plectropomus leopardus (leopard coralgrouper), 2493 nucleotides. RefSeq names its product amyloid beta precursor protein binding family B member 1 interacting protein (gene apbb1ip). NCBI's taxonomy places the organism in Eukaryota, Metazoa, Chordata, Actinopteri, Perciformes, Serranidae. Gene Ontology annotation, cellular component: cytosol; plasma membrane. The record is from RefSeq and is a predicted model, not a curated record. Gene Ontology annotation, biological process: signal transduction.